Hyposmocoma kahamanoa is the source of this 2845-nucleotide messenger RNA. RefSeq names its product facilitated trehalose transporter Tret1-like (gene ST5). Gene Ontology annotation, biological process: carbohydrate transport; transmembrane transport. The record is from RefSeq and is a predicted model, not a curated record. Bases 199 to 1743 code for a protein of 514 amino acids. Gene Ontology annotation, molecular function: sugar transmembrane transporter activity. NCBI's taxonomy places the organism in Eukaryota, Metazoa, Arthropoda, Insecta, Lepidoptera, Cosmopterigidae. The transcript is spliced from 10 exons. Gene Ontology annotation, cellular component: membrane.
CUUGCAUCUGUCCGUGAGUACAGACGCGCUCGCGAAAACUAUGAAUUAAUCAAAUACGCGAAAUAUUCGCGCUAAAAAAACAUAAGUGCCUUAAUACUGUUAAAAAAAUAUGUGAUAGUAAUUUUAGGAAUAAUAUAGAUAGAGCUGUGAUAUUGUACUUUUUUACAUUUUAGUUUAUCAAAUUAAUUAGUGAUAAAAAUGGGUGUUCCAACAGACGGUAAUUCCACUCCAUUAGUCGGCACCGCCACUCCAGUCAUUAGCCUAACAAAAAAUCCUGAGAAAACACCGUUUCCAAUAAAACCCAAACCUUCAAAGCCAGAUAAAUCAACUAGAGGGAAAGCAUUCCGGCAAGUCGUGGUCUCGUUUGUGGCCAAUCUUGGCACUAUCAAUACGGGAAUGGCGUUUGGUUUCCCAGCGACAGCCUUGCCGCAAUUGCAGAGUGAGACUUCCUAUAUACAGGUCACGGAAAGCCAGGCUAGUUGGAUAGCUAGUUUAAGUGCAGCGGGUACUCCCUUCGGCUGCCUUCUCAGUGGAUAUCUCAUGGACACCAUCGGUCGCCGACUUACACUCAUCAUAACUGAAAUACCUCUCAUCAUAGGAUGGCUACUCAUUGCUUGCGCACAGAAUGUUCCGAUGUUGUAUGUUGGAAGGUUAUUAAUAGGCUUGGGGUCGGGUAUGGUGGGAGCUCCAGCGAGGGUGUACACUUGCGAAGUGACGCAGCCCCAUCUCAGAGGCAUGCUUGGUGCUUUGGCCUCUGUUGGUGUUUCCACCGGAGUCUUGAUACAGUACGUUAUUGGUAGCGCGACAUCAUGGACCGUCCUAGCAGGAGUCAGCUCCAUCAUUCCAAUGGUCUCUUUGAUAGGCAUGAUAUUGAUCCCGGAGUCGCCGAACUACCUCCUCACACAGGAUAAACCGGAACGAGCGGAAAAAUGUCUGCUCAAACUAAGGGGGUCAACUUGUGACGUCGACGGUGAACUGCAGAAAAUGAUCGCUUUUAAAGAAAAGAAUCAUGUGGAGCACUUGAAGUCGCCCAAAGAGAUCAUUAAGGCCAUCAUGUCGCCAUCAGCUAUGAAACCUUUCAUUAUAUUAGCACUGUACUUCCUUAUUUACCAAUGGUGUGGCAUCAACACCAUCACCUUCUACGCUGUUCAAAUAUUCGAGUUUUCAGGAACAUCAAUGGACAAGUAUUGGGCCACAAUGUCACUUGGUGUCCUUCGCCUUAUUUCCACUGUGGCGGGCUGCAUUAUGUGUAGAAGAUUUGGUAGACGACCGCUUACGUUUGUAUCCGCUGUGGGUUGCGGUUCUACCAUGAUAAUACUUUCGGUGUAUCUCUAUUUCGUAAAGUAUUGGAAAGAUAAUUCGAUGCCGUUCCUAUUCACAUGGAUACCAGUUGCGGCUAUCUACGUGUUCAUGAUUGCAUGUACUCUGGGCUACUUGAUUAUACCUUGGGUCAUGAUCGGCGAGGUUUAUCCUACUCAGGUUCGUGGUAUAGUGGGUGGCAUGACGACAAUGGCCGCUCAUCUUUCAGUGUUCUCGGUAGUGAAGACUUUCCCAUUUUUGCGUCACGCGCUUUACGAUUACGGUGUCUUCGGUCUCUACGGGGCAUUAUCUAUAGCAGGUAUUGCAUUUUUCUAUAUGUUUCUACCUGAAACGAAAGGCAGAACACUGCAGGAGAUUGAAGACUACUUCAGUGGCAGGACCAAGACACUUAAGAAAGAAAGUAUAGCUUCACAAGGAGCGUGAAAGCAACCGAAGUUUCUUGAAGUUAGUACAAUAGAAGGUGCUGAGUUUGUCAUCAGUACUUUAAAAAAUUAAAACAGACUUCAGAAUUGCAAAUCGAAGACAUACUAAUAAAUUUAUAUGUCUGGAGAUAGAAGCUCCUGAAGUUGCUUCCAACCACUUACUUUAUUAAAUAGAGCAAUGAAACUCAAAUUUAAUCUGUAAGAAAUAUUAAAUAAAACCUAUUUUGUACAUAUCAUAAUUUAAUGCUUUGUAAAACAUUAUAUGUAUAUAGUAAAAAAUUAAGUAUUGUUAGACUAUUAAAAAAAUCAAAGUACAACUUGAUAGUGUUUUGCAACCCAGUUAAAUUAUUUUAAUGUCUGUAGAAUUGGGCCUUAGUAAAACGUAUUUUUUAGAAAAGUAUUAUAGAUUUAUUAAAUAUGUGCCUAUAGAUUUUUAUAAUUGUAUAUAAUAGACUAAAUAAGGACAUUUAAGUGAGCUGAUUCCGCAUGCACACAAACAUGCGGUGUUCUUACGCAGUUACUACAUACAUAGGAGAUGUUUGUUAUUAUUGAUACAAAUAUCGAACCGACACAAAGAAAAGUUCUUCGAUCCGGGUGGCAGCUCCGGUUUGUCGAAGUGGCUAGUUCAAUUCCAGCUGGAUCGAAAGAAUGUUUGAUUUUUUAUGAUUUCUUUACGUUUUGAUCUUAUAUAGAUGAGGAUAUUAGUAAAUUUUAAUGUAACGAAAAUGCCUGGGACAAUUUAUAUUGAGAACAAAUUGUUUAUACUUACUUGAAAUCAAAAUGAACCCAGUUGCUUUGUUCGGGUAAAAUUUAACCCUUUGUAUAAACUAACGAAGAUUUAUGUAGGUACUGUAGCUCUGUUAAUUAAAUCAACGUGAUUAAUGGUUAUGUACGUAUAGCAAAAUAAAUAAUUCAAUCCAAUUCAAAUUAGAUUAACAAAGCGAACUAUGGCCUACAACUUAUUCUUAAAAGAAACCCUUACCCAGAAGUGGCACGUAUAUGGGUUGAAUAGGUUAUUCUUUUUUGUAUAAUUUAAGAAAAUGUACACUUCAAAUACAUAAGUACUCGUAAUAAGAGUGAAUUAAAAUACUAAUAAAUAGCUA